AUGAGCAAUAAAGUUACGGGCAGAAAAAAUUGGAACCGUGGUAGAGUUAGAACCAAGACCGUCAAGAGAGCCUCCAAGGUUCUCAUCGAGAAGUACUAUCCAAAAUUGACCUUGGACUUUGAGGUCAACAAGAGACUGACCAGUGAAAUCGCCGAGAUCCAGUCCAAGAGACUGAGAAACAAGAUCGCUGGCUACACCACCCACCUGAUGAAGAGAAUUCAAAAGGGCCCAGUCAGAGGUAUCUCGUUCAAAUUGCAAGAAGAAGAGAGAGAAAGAAAGGACCAGUACGUCCCAGAAGUGUCAGCCUUGGACUUGAAGAAGAACAAGGGCCAACUCCACAUUGAUGCCGACACCGACGAAAUGAUCAAAUCCCUUGGCUUCAAGGUCCCAGCCUCCGUGAUCGCUGUCUCUGCCAACAGAGGUCUCAGAAGAUACAGAAAGUAA
Molecule: messenger RNA, 444 nt
Organism: Ogataea haglerorum
Lineage: Eukaryota; Fungi; Ascomycota; Pichiomycetes; Pichiales; Pichiaceae
Exons: 2
Coding region: 1-444 (147 amino acids)
Biological process (GO): translation
Cellular component (GO): ribosome
Molecular function (GO): structural constituent of ribosome
Source: RefSeq, a predicted model, not a curated record